Carassius auratus (goldfish) is the source of this 1978-nucleotide messenger RNA. Its product is annotated as protein Jade-1-like. NCBI's taxonomy places the organism in Eukaryota, Metazoa, Chordata, Actinopteri, Cypriniformes, Cyprinidae. Gene Ontology annotation, biological process: regulation of transcription by RNA polymerase II. Gene Ontology annotation, cellular component: histone acetyltransferase complex. The record is from RefSeq and is a predicted model, not a curated record.
AUGGUGUCUUGCGUGGGAACUAGCGCCAUCUGCAGGCGGACGCGGGAUAUAGCAGCGCAUACGUAACCUGCAUGUGUUUGUGUGUGUGGGGUGGAGGAGAGGAGAGGAGAGGACUGGACUGGACUCAAACUCUGAGCAAGCGUCACAUAGGAACGCCAGCGCAGGAGCAGCAAGACCUUUUAACAUUUCUGCUUCACUUGAAGGCCACGGUUAACUGAUGAUGAAGCGAAGCCGUGUCCCGAGCACCAGUGAGGACUCAGAUAAUGGAAGUAACUCCACUUCCUGGUCUCAGCACUCCAAGCACAGGAAACAGAAUGGAAAAAGACCCUCAGAGGUGUUCAGGACAGACCUGAUCACUGCUAUGAAGCUGCAUGAUUCAUACCAGCUGAAUCCAGAGGAUUAUUAUGAGCUGGCCGAUCCUUGGCGGCAGGAGUGGGAGAAAGGGGUUCAAGUUCCUGUUAGUCCCGACACCAUUCCGGAGUGUACUGUGCGCACUGUAGCUGAGAAAUGCCCCGCUCCUCUGUUCAUCAAACCGAAGAAGCUGAUUCGCUCAUCUGAGUCAUCGAUGCUGGGGUACGUGGGUAUUCAGACGCUGGCGGAUGGCAUGUGUCGUUAUGAUCUGAAUGAGGAGGACGUCGUUUGGCUGCAGAUCGCUAACGAGGAGUUCAGCAAGAUGGGCAUGCAACCCCUGGAUGAGCUGACGAUGGAGCGGGUUAUGGAGGAGUUUGAGCGCCGUUGUUAUGACAACAUGAGCCACGCUAUGGAAACAGAGGAGGGGCUUGGCAUCGAGUACGAUGAGGAUGUGGUGUGUGACGUCUGUCAGUCCCCUGAUGGCGAGGACGGCAAUGAAAUGGUGUUCUGUGACAAGUGCAACAUCUGUGUGCAUCAGGCGUGUUACGGUAUACUGAAGGUUCCUGAGGGCAGCUGGCUUUGUCGAACCUGUGCGCUGGGCAUCUUUCCCAAAUGCCACCUGUGUCCUAAAAAAGGCGGGGCUAUGAAACCCACUCGAAGUGGCACCAAGUGGGUCCACGUCAGCUGUGCCCUCUGGAUACCAGAAGUAAGCAUUGGUAACCCUGAGAAGAUGGAGCCUAUCACUAAUGUGUCUCAUAUACCCAGCAACAGAUGGGCUCUAAUAUGCUGCUUGUGUAAAGAGAAGACAGGAGCUUGUAUUCAGUGUUCUGCCAAAAGUUGCCGAGUGGCGUUCCACGUGACUUGCGGUCUGCAGUGUGGGCUGAAGAUGAACACAAUCCUCACAGAGGCGGAUGAAGUCAAGUUUAAGUCUUUUUGUCCCAAACACUCAGGCAUGGACUGGAAUGAGGAAGAGGGAGAUGAUGACAGGCCAGUGAAGGUCCAGACCAGUGAAAAGAGAGGAAAAAUUCGAGGAGUGGACACGUCAUCCUCAUCACAGCCCAGACUCGCACAAAACCCAGAAGAGACCAGACUCAGCGAGCGCAAACUUCGAGUCCAGCAGCUGGAGGACGAGUUCUAUUGCUUCGUCGCCGCUGAUGAAGUCGCAGAGCACCUGAAGUUGCCCCUGGAAUCUGUGGACUUCCUGUUCCAAUACUGGAAAUUGAAAAGAAAGGUGAAUUUUAACCAGCCGCUCAUCAUGCCGAAGAAAGAGGAAGAGGACAGCCUUGCCCGGCGGGAACAGGAAGUUCUUUUGCGGCGACUCCGUCUCUUCACGCAUUUAAGACAGGAUCUAGAGAGGGUGCGUAAUUUGACAUACAUGGUCAGUCGUCGGGAGAGAAUUAAACGAAGCUUGUGCCGAGUGCAGGAGCAGAUCUUUCAUCACCACGUCAGGCUGCUCGAACAGGGACGCGUCGCUGGUAUAUCUUCUACUAGACGUUUGGAGGAGGCUAUGUUUUACUUUCGGACGGCACCUCCUGUACCUACAUCCCCCCAGCCUCUGAAGGGUCACUGCGGCCUGAACAGUGCCCUGGGCACCGCUGUUCAAAAAUCAUGAGAAAGGGAGCAACCC